GACAGUGAGCUCUUCUUUCUGGGGACAGAAUCACACAAGAAGAAGAGGAAGCAUUCCUCCGAUGAGUUCUAUCACGGAGACCUUUCACCUUUGGAACUACCAUCAAAGAAGAAGAAAAAAGCAGUGUCAAGCCCAACUUCUGCUGACACAGCCAUGGACCUCCUCAAGGCUAUCACCACCACGCCUCUUACCACAGGCUCCAAGGCUUCAAAAAAGACCUCAGAAAAGUCAUCUUUCUCUUCCUUUACUGCCUCUGGGUACUCAGAGAGCAAAAAGGAGCACCACAAGAAGAAGCUGAGUGGGAGCAGUGGAGAGACAUCACUGGAUGAUGGGAGCUUCCACAAAUCCAAAAAAAUGAAACCACUCUAUGUAAACACCGAGACACUGACCCUACGUGAGCCUGAUGGCUUGAAGAUGAAACUUAUCCUUUCACCAAAGGAGAAAGGAGGCAGCGCAGCAGAGGAGGAGUCAUUCCCCUACUCUUCAGCACCAGUAGCAACAAAAAAAUCCUCCAAGAAAUCAGCCCGAGAUGAACAAGGAUCAUUCCUUCUGGGGCAUGAGUUUCAGAGCUUGCUGAAGUCAUCCCGGAAGAAGCACAAGCCACCACCAGACCCACAUCCAGCGCCCAUCUCUGAGGGAUUUGGCCCUGACACCUCCUUCUUCUCGGAAGGCCAUGGGAGCGAGUAUGACAUUUCAGGGUUGGAGCCUCCAUUAGAAUCAGGUUCAUCCUCUGGGGGAGAGUUGGAGGCUGGAGAGUUAGUGAUAGAUGACUCUUACCGGGAGAUUAAGAAGAAAAAGAAAUCGAAAAAGAGUAAGAAAAAAAAGGACAAGGAGAAACAUAAAGAGAAGAAGCACUCCAAGUCUAAGAGGAGUUCUGGACUCCCUACCUCGGUGGCAGUAACAGAAGUCACAGUACCGCCGCCGCCGCUACCACCACCCCCUCCACCCAGCACCCCAUAUAUCCUCCCUGCACCGCCACCACCGCCUCCUCUUCCUCCUCCCCCUCCUCCACCUCCUCCUCUACCACCUCCUCCAGUAUUCCAUGUAGAUGGACAAAGUGAGAAGAAGAAGAAAAAAGAAGAGAAGGAGAAAGAGAAGGCAGAGAAAGCAGAAAAGGACAAAGAAAAGCCAAAGAAGAAAAACAUGUCUGCCUACCAGGUGUUCUGUAAGGAGUAUCGUGCAACCAUUGUGUCAGACCAUCCAGGGAUAGAUUUUGGGGAACUGAGCAAAAAGUUGGCAGAAGUCUGGAAGCAGCUACCUGAGAAGGAUAAACUGAGUUGGAAGCAGAAAGCUCAAUAUCUGCAGCACAAGCAAAAUAAAGCAGAGGCCACAACAGUGAAGAGGAAGGCAACCUCGUCAGAGGGUGCCCCAAAAGUGAAAGCUUCUCCGACAGGAGUACUUUCACCCCAUAAGAAGUCGCCCUCCAGUACUGUGGUAUUAUCCUCUUCACCAGCCAAAGUCCCUGAGACGGAGCCCAUUGACGUAGCUGCACAUCUACAAUUGCUGGGUGAAUCUCUGAGCCUUAUUGGACACAGGCUGCAGGAGACAGAGGGGAUGGUGGCUGUUUCAGGAAGUUUGUCAGUGCUUUUAGAUUCUAUUAUCUGUGCUCUGGGCCCUUUAACAUGUUUGACCACACAACUGCCUGAGCUGAAUGGCUGCCCCAAGCAAGUUUUGUCAAACACACUCGACAACAUCGCCUACAUCAUGCCUGGACUUUGACAGAAGAGGACCCUGGGAUGUACACACCUCUGUGUAACUGACCUGUGUACAUACACAUUAUACUGGCACUCUAAGGGCUCCGUGUGUAGGGUUUUAAAGUUUUAUAUUUGUAUAGUAUAUACAUAGGAUUGUAACUAUUUUACUUUUAUUAAUUUUAUGAAAAGUUGUGAAGUAUAAGCUGAGAGAAUCCUUUCCAAUUUGGUGGGAGUGACCUGCUCAAUGCAUUCUCCAAUCUAAAGGCGUUUGUGUGAUUAGACGUCAGAAAGCUUUUGAUAUAUCAGCCUUAAAUUCAAAGAAACCUUUUAUUUGGAAUUGGCCUGGGAACUGACUGUUUAUCCAUGAUGGAUAGACAAGCUAGUUUAUUUUGGACCAAGCAGUAGCACUUGACACAUCACCAGCCCUGUUUCUAACACUUUUUCAGUCUGUGGGAGAAAACAGGAUGCCUGUUGAAAUCCUGAGGUUACCACCUCUGGUCACCUCUCCUCUCCACUCUUCUUUCCCAUCCCCCCAAGCCAGUCACAAGUGACUGAAAGUUUUUCUUGUCAAUUGGCUGGUAGCUUGCAUUAAAGUAGUCCUGGAGAUGGCAAGGAAUCUAGACUCUUCCAGUGGGCAUGCAUCUACAUUGCCAUUAGCUCAAGAUUGCAUCCUCAGCAGAGGGCCAAAGAUUGAAUUUGGGAUUAUGGAAGACUGAACGUCCCUUGAAUUCCUCCAGAGCAGGGCUAGCCCACUCUGGCAAGGAAGAAGCAGUUAGAGGAGGAAAAAGCUUGCACUGCCCCUGCCCGUGUACUGGUUUUAUGAGUAGAAGACUUUUAGUUUCUAAGAUUGCUGAUCCCAUCCCUUUCACCAGCAGUAUUAUGAAGAGGCAUGGAAUCCUCUUGGUGCUGCUGUAUUCUCCAGAGGAAGUAAUUAAUGCUAAAGAUUGAAGGAGUUAUUGCUGUGUGGCACAGAUGGGUUCAUUGGACAGAUCCCUGCUCCCCACAGCCACAUGUUGGCAUUCCAAGCUCCUGGUCCUCCAAUGUGAGUUGCAGGAAAGCACUUGAUUCUCACAUAGGCUUGUGUGUAUGUGUGCGUGGUGUCCAUAUUGUGUAUUUAACUUUUACCAAUAUCUAUAAUAGAUUUUAAUUUAUCCUGUAUAUUUCUGUGUAUAUAGAUAUAAUUUAAAAACAAAAGUCCUUCCCUCCACCAAGUGUGUGGGAAAAUAUGAAUCAGCUGUGCCCAUCCCUAGUUCCUGCAGGAAUAAGCUGCACCUGUUGUGGCAAAGCUAGGCUCUGCAAGGGGGAAUAGCAGCCAACAAAACUUUGAGCCCUUGUGGCCAACAGGGUGUCCAGUGAUGUUGGGUGGAAGCUGAAAUGGGAAGCCUUUUAUUUUGGCUUUGGCCUCUCCCUCCAUUAUAACAUUACAGAUUUUAAAGUAGCAGAAUCAGAGCACUUCUGUGCUGUUACAAAUUGUGCUUUCUUCUCUCUUUUCCAGGGCAGCUGAAAAUGAGCUGUUCCUCAUUAUUGCUGAGACCUAAAUCUAUUGCAUUUUAAAGCCAAUCUUCAGGUGCCUGGAAGGGGCUUCCUGCCAGUUUCCCUCCCAGCUACUGUCUCUUGCAGGGCUUCCCCUUUUCCCAGUUCAGUGUUGUUUUUAUUUGUCUAUCAGAAGGGCUGGUUUGGUGGAUGGAACAGAGGACUCUCUCAGAACCUCGGUAUAAGGCAGAAAUCUCUCACCCAGAUAUGGCUAAUUUGAAGCAGAAUUUGAGGGAGCUUGGAGAUAUGGGAAAGUCUGUCUGGCUUCUGGAUCUGGACAUUUACCAUGGUUCUUGCAAGUGGCAUAAAAUGCUUGGCUCCAUUUCCAGCUCUCCACAAGAGAUGGAGUAUUGUAUCGAAGGAAAAGAUUUGCAGAUCUCUAUCUAAGGAACAAAAGGGGAUCAGCUUUAGCUUUACCAUCUGUAUAACAGUAAACUCUUGAAGAGUUUAGAAACACACACACAACCCUAAUGUAUUGUAUUUUUAUUUAAAAUUUGUACACAUUUGUAUAAUCUGUAUCUUGUGGUAUUUGGUACUAGAGGGAAAAACUUUGGACUGAGAACUAGCAGUUUUAUAUUUUUGUUAUUUUCCUGCCAUUUGAUCCAGAUUGCAUUACAAUUGUAUAAAGAAACUUUUUGUACUGUACUUACAAUAUAAUUUUUU
This is a messenger RNA of Alligator sinensis (Chinese alligator), 3890 nucleotides long. It is a transcript of the gene HMGXB4, whose product is annotated as HMG-box containing 4. The coding region runs from base 154 to 1719 and encodes 521 amino acids. The record is from RefSeq and is a predicted model, not a curated record. NCBI's taxonomy places the organism in Eukaryota, Metazoa, Chordata, Crocodylia, Alligatoridae. The transcript is spliced from 8 exons.